Cavia porcellus (domestic guinea pig) is the source of this 3561-nucleotide messenger RNA. RefSeq names its product AKNA domain containing 1 (gene Aknad1). Bases 387 to 2663 code for a protein of 758 amino acids. NCBI's taxonomy places the organism in Eukaryota, Metazoa, Chordata, Mammalia, Rodentia, Caviidae. The record is from RefSeq and is a predicted model, not a curated record. The transcript has 14 exons.
AAUGCUCUUAAAAAGACAAAAAAAAAAAAAAAAAAGACAGAAGUUUAGAUCACAUUGGAAGUUCCUUGUUUUUCUUCAACAUGAUUUUUUGCUUAAAGGGACCCAGCAGCAGCACACCAUGAUUUUGAAGCUCCAUGUCUGUUCUAUUAUUUGAAGUCAGCCUCCAGCUACUGAAAAAAGAAAAAAGACAAUUUAGGCUAAAGGAUUGCUCAUGUGCACUGGUGAAGGCCCCUCACCUUGUUCACUGCACUGUGUCGAGACACCAAGGUGCAGAUUAGGACAUAAAAUGAAGACUAUCCGUGAAAACCAGAAGAUCCAUUGUGACAAUUAAGGGCGCUAAGGACAAUUAAGGCGACAGAGGACAAGAGGUACCAGGCUAGACAAGCAUGGAUGAUUUUUCAGAAGACACAACUUAUAAGCAACAGGAGGAUCUGCCUUAUGAUGGUACUGUCUCCCAAAUGAUGAUGUGUGGUGAUGGCAAUUUUACCUCAAAAAAUAACAUCCUUGGUGUCUCAGAUCAAGUUAUGCUAACAGAAGAUGAUCCUCGAGAAAGGGAAGCACAUAAUGAGACUUGCCCAGAUACAGCUGUGGCCAUGACUCAGGGCAAAAUUACUGAAAAUGGUUUUGUUGUUGACAAAAACUGGGAUAAAGAGAAAAAUUAUCCCAUGACAUUUCAUAUUUCAGCUGAUGAAGGAGAUACUUCAAAGUCAAAUAUUUCUGACAUUUUGCUCCAUCAUCUUUUUAAGGAGCAAUUUUUAGGAAGUCAAGGCAUUGAUUGUGAAACUCUCCCAGAGACCUGUAAUGCUGAUAGUACUGAUGAAGUGGCUAUUAUUACAAAUACUUCUUCAUGCUAUGUUAAGAACUUCUGUUCAAAAGAACAAACCCGAGAAUUCCCUGACCAACUCAGCCCUAAAAGGGAUGGUGAAAACAGCAGGAAGCCCAGUUGUUCUCCAAAUUCUUCUGAGUUAGAAGAGUUAGUAGAUAUUGGAAAUAGCAGCCCUCAAGAAAAUUCAGAUUUUCUAACAAAAAUCACAGAUGUGAGUGAUAAACACAAAAGUUGCGAAGGACAGGAACCCCAGAAACAAGUAACUGAAAAAGCAAGCUCAAGUCAUUUGUUCAAAUAUGGCAGAGGUCAAGUUCAUUACCAGCUCCCAGAUUUCUCUAAGGUUGCUCCCAAAGUGCAAAUACCUAAAAAUAACCUAAUCAAUAAGUCACUUACAAUAGCUGAACAAGCCAACUUUUCUCCUAAAUUGAGAAAUAAAUCAAUAAUUGUGCAAGACAUUUUGGAAAACUUGUCUAGGUCAAACUGUGUUGGAAAGCAGCAACCAGAGAAGAAAGAGAAAUUUACAGAACCUUCACAACACAUACAGAUAGAGUCUACAGAGCACAUCCACCAAGAACUUCUCACAGGAUUAGAAUCAGAGACAAAUCUGUUGAAGUUGACAUCUGCCUCUCAGAAAGAGCGUUCCUCAAAUUCUUCUUCCAUAUUUCAAAAUAUAUGCCAAGGGAAACAGAUGUAUCAGAAACUAAAAGACCAGACAGAUCAACUGAAGACUAAGAUACAAGAAUUUUCCAAAACAAUACAACAGAACUCUCUCUGCCAUGUGCAAGACAAAAAACUGGUGCUGGAGCAACUUCAGGGACAUCUUGAAGUGCUGGAGCAGGAGUUUGUGGCCACUAAGGAGAAGCGCUUGGCUUUGCAGCAGCAAACCCACGAGCAUGAAUCCCCAGCUGUCGGUGACUUUGAUCCAGAAAGAGAAGUGGAAGGUGAAAUCUUCAAAUUGGAGAUGCUACUUGAAGACGUGAAAGAGAAAAUUGAUGAAAGCAAAUAUACUUCAAUUCUCUUUGUUCCUGUGAAUUCUUCAGCCAUCCCAGAUGACUUGGCAUCUACACUGUCUUCAUCCUCAAAUGAGGAGGACCCCAGCGGUGCAUCGGGAAAGCAGCAGCAUGCAGAGAUGGUGGCACCGAAUCCAAGCUGUGCCUUCUGCUGCCGACUCCUGGAUUGGAAGCAAAAGAUGGAGAGAAACGGUCUCAGAAGGAUCAACUGUGGCAGGUUUUCAAUCAUCAUCCAUGAAAACGUGCUGUACCAAGGUGCAACUCUUGGCUGUGAUACAGGACCCAGCUUCUCUGAUUCCAGCACUGGAGCACAGCACAGUAAAUGUGAACACUGUGAGACUGACAUUCAGAAUUCUCCAAGAGUCUCCAGUAAGGACCCACUGAAAGAAUUUCAUUAUAGAUACAACACCCCAGGACAAUAUUACUUAAAUUGUGGAAGAGAUGCCUUUGUCCAGCCCUGCUCCUUAGAUGAAAAUAAAAUUUCUGCACCUCCUUGUUCAAAACCAAAAGAGCCAUGUUUCCAGGGAGUGAAUUCACAAUCCUUUCAAGAUGAAUGGGAGCCUGCAUUAGGAAAAAGAAAUGUACAGACCGACAGUGCAGAUCCUGCAAUCUUCCCUCCCCAAUUUCAGUCCUGCAUAAUUUCUGGAAGCAAAUCAUUAUAUGACUUCGAUAGCCUCAAAAAAACAGAAUCUAAGAUUUUAAACUCAGCUUUGGAUCAUGCCCUAAACACAGCAAGCAUUUUGAAAAAAACUACUGAUCAAAUGAUUAAAACAAUUGCAGAAGAUCUGGCCAAAGCACAGAGAUGGAGGAAUCAAUUGAAACACUAAGCCAAGGCAGCUAAGUUUAAAAAGAAAAAAUAUGCGAAGAGAACUUGAUCAACGCCCUCCCUCAAAUAUUUUACUUGUUACAUAAUUUAGAAAGAUGUCUUUUUAGAGAAAGUGCUAAAACCAUAAAAGGGUAACACAAAGUAUUUAAAUGGGGUGGGAGGACCUCUGAUUCUUAAAACCAAAAGAAACCAAAUCAAAACAAUAAAAUUUACUUUUAUGUAUUACUUUGAAGAAAAUUAAAGUUUGUGUCAGUGAAGAUGUGGAAAAGAAUUACUCUCAUAUAUUUUUUGGUGGAAAUAUAAACUGAUGAAAUCUUUUAGGAAGCAAAUUUGUUCACACAGAUGCUCCUUGGUUUAUGAGAUUUGUAUCCAGAUGAAUCCUAGUAAGUUGAAAAUUUAUAUAAUAAACCUAACCUACCCCACAUCACUGCUCAGCAAAACAUUUACUGACAAGUGUCUGUUGUUUCCGUGUGACCAAAGGAUGGCUGCCAGUGCCCAGCAUCGGAACAGGAUGAUUCUGCCCAAUACUCUAGCCCAGGGAAAGAUCAGAACUCAAAGUAGAGUCUCUACUUAAGGCGCAUCAAUUUUAUACUACCAUAAAGCUGAAAAAAGUCCAGCUGUUACAAGCUGGAGACUGUGUCUACCAAACUGUACAAAUUCUAAAAGCACUUACCUUCUUACCAGUGAUUCCACUGCUAGCAAUUUCCAGAUGACUCAAAUAUUCCACCAUAGGGCUGGGGAUGUAGCUCAGUGGCAUAGCACCUGCUUGGCAAGUCUGAGGUCGUGAAUUCGAUUGCUGGUACCAAAAAAAAAAAAAAAAAAAAAAAAAAAAUCCAGCAUACAAGAGCAAGGGCCACUGGAUCACUGGUAGUAAUAUCCGCAAGGGGAAUGAAUCUUAA